This is a messenger RNA of Mesorhabditis spiculigera, 210 nucleotides long. The record is from the annotation of a GenBank genome assembly. NCBI's taxonomy places the organism in Eukaryota, Metazoa, Nematoda, Chromadorea, Rhabditida, Rhabditidae.
AUGUCCGCCCGCUAUUUGGUGCUUCUCGUGCUGGCCCUGAUCGUCGCCCAUCUCGAGGUCAUCGAAGCGACCAAGUGCUACAAGUGCAUGAGCCCCGGACCAAAAGAUACAUACGAUCCGAAGGCGGAUACCUCCGAGUCACCGCAUCCCCUUCACCCGGAUUGUCUGCAAAGCAGCAAGGACCUGCCCACUUGCGACGGUGCUCACUGC